AUGAAUCCGAAACAACUAUUCUAAGAUAAAUAUUAAUAGAUUAGAGAUUUCUUACUUUCUUCUUCUGAUGAAAGAAAUAAUGAACAGUUGAUAGAUAUAAGAAAUAUUCUAGAAAGUUUCGCCUUUUUCAUUCAAUUUACAAAGUAUAGUGUAUUAAAAAUGCUUUAAGUACAAAAUCAUAAGAGUUUAUAGAGAUGUGUCGAUAUUUAUAAUUAGAAGUUUAUGAAUAUGAGUAAACACUUUUUAAAUAGGGCGAUCCUGCAGAUAAAUUUUACAUUAUUUUAAAAGGAGAAGCCAGAAUAUUGAUAAAAAGUCCUGGUUUGGAUGAAAUUAAAUAAGUUGGUAUUUCAGGGGUUGGAGAUUGCUUUGGUGAAUUAGCAUUGUUAUUUAAUUCUGACAGAAAUGCUACAAUAGUAGUUGGAAAGUAAACUGAAUUAAUGGUUCUUCAUAGAAAUGAUUUCAAUAAAUAUAUGAAAUUUCAUUCUUCUGAACAAGCGAAUCAAGUAAAGAACCUUUUUAUAAAUACAAGGCAUAUAAUCUUUUAAAUGUGAUAGAGCCAUUUCUUUCAUUAAAUUUUCCAGAUAAAAUUAGACUAGCUAGUAAGAUGGAAUAUCGAACAUUUCAAUCUAAUUAUGCAUUCAUAAAUUAAGGAUAGACUUUAAAUAAUUUUUAUGUAGUUGAAACAGGUUCAGUAAAACUUUAUCGUACAAUACCAUUCAAUAUUAAUAAAAAUGGUUUAAUAUAAUUUUAACAUAAAUAUGAUCCUACUAAAUAAAGUAGAAAUCUUAAAAUAGAGAUUGAUGAAAUUGGGCCUGGUAAAUAUAUAGGUGAUUAUGAAUUAUAACAUUACAAACCUAGUCAAUAUACUGCUGUUACAGGAAUGUAAACAACAUGUUUUGUUAUUUCUCUUAUUGAUUUCAAUUUAAUGAGUUAAUUCUAAUUAGCAGAAGUCUGUAGAAAUUCUAAGCCUUAUCCUACAGAUGAUCAUAUCAGAGAAGCCUUUCUUGAUGGUAUUAAAUGGAGAAUUUUUAGAGUAUUUUAUUUACAUCUAUCUUUAUUAUAGAAAUAAAUGGUUUCAAAAUUAUAAUUAGAAUUAAAAACAUGCAGUGAUGUUAGAGAUCCUACAACAUUACCUAAAUUUUAAUAUCAAAAAGAUCUUCGUCAAUUUGCUCUCAAAACACUCUCAUAUGAUAAGUUGAUGGAUUCUUAUUUGAAUUCUAAUUCUGAUCCUCCUUAAUCAUAAGCUGGUAGUUUAGUUUUUAAUGAAUUAAAUAAUAAAAGUCCAUAAAAAAAAGAGAAACCCUUUUUUACGAAUGUGGAUGAAGCCAUUAAAAAAUUAAAAUAAUCUUAAGGAGGCAGUCGUAGUAAAAAAUAAAUUCUUCCUAAAAUAAAUCCUAAAGUUGGCUCAGAUAUUUAUAAUAUAUUAGUAAAGAAAUGA
Paramecium sonneborni is the source of this 1438-nucleotide messenger RNA. NCBI's taxonomy places the organism in Eukaryota, Ciliophora, Oligohymenophorea, Peniculida, Parameciidae. The record is from the annotation of a GenBank genome assembly.